AUGUUAAUGAAAUCACUGCUAACUUUGAGAUCUACAUUCAGUAGACAAUCUCAAUCUCUCUCGAGAAGAUACUUCUCUCAAGUAGCUGCCAGUCAAACUCCAACCUCUUCAGACAACCUGACUUAAUAGUCUUCAGACUUCGAGAUGCAUCACAAAAAUCACAGAUUCGUGCUUGAUGAACCAAAGUUCUACGAGGAUGAGUUCAUUGUCACUAAUGACAGCGAGCUUACAUUCAUGAGAACGCCCUUCUAUGAAAUCUCUAAACUUAGCUAAGUCAAAGAAGAGGAACUGGAAGAUUUCUUCCAAGAACUCUCAGUCAAAUCAACCUACAUGACUGAAGUGACUAAUCAACUAAAAUCAGACCCAAAUCAUAAAGACUUAAAGGCAUAUACCAGGUAUGGCGAUGUCUUUGUUGAUUAGGAUGAUGUUGAUGAGAAAAGGUCUAAGUUUCUACUUUAAGCCCCUAGAGGAGAACCAUACAGAAGAAUAUCGCCAUCAGAAUUAUUCAAAGUUUAAAAACCAAGUAAUCAAAUGGAUAUUCUAAGAAAAGAGAAAGCAUAUAUCGCUGAGAAAUUCUUUGGUCCCUUCGAGCUUAAGGAAAGCAACUUAAGAACACUAUUCAUUGAUUAGAAAGCCGUGUUUGCUAAUGAAGACUUUGAGUCUUAGGAGUAUCUAGAUUGGAAAUCAAAGGUAUUGGAGGUUAUUCCAAAUCUGAAUCAUGAUAUUCUUGUGCAGUUUGCUCUACAUCUAGCUUAUGAUGCAAAGCUAAAUGAUAAAGAGAUAUGGAUGGCCAUUGAGGAUGCUUCUUACCCAGCACUGCAUCAUUUUACUAAUUUAUAAGUAGCCUAGCUGUAGUGGGCUGUCCAAGAGUUGAAGCCAAAGCAUGUAUCUCCUAGAUUGCAAACUUUAUUAGAUAAGAGAGCACUUGAGACAAUUGAGAACACAAAUGAUCACAUGGAACUAAUUGAUAUAAUGCAGGGUUUUAGAAAGAAGUUUAGCCACGACAUGUAUAUGAAAAUCAGAAAGAACUUAGCAGAUAGGAAGGACAGAUAUUUCCCAGUUGAAAAGAGCACUCACAAGCAGAGGAUUGAGAAUAUAGUCAACACAUUCUACACUCUGGCUUCAAACAGGCCUAAAAGUUACGGGACUUAUGAAGUUGUUGCUUCUUAAGAAGUAGAUGAGUUAAUCGCUGUUUAUGAACAAGAUUUCUUAGAUCACAUUAAGGAACUUGAUACUGAUCAUUUAACAAGAGCAGCUACAGCACUCUAUCUAUUUAAGACACCAAACUACGAAAACAUAUUCUGGAGAAUCGAGACUUAAGCUAACAACCUCAUCGACAAACUUGAGCCAUCACAAAUGGUUUCAAUUCUAAGAUCAUUCGCCAGAUCUCAAGACAACAUUUCUUGUGCUAAAGACAAAACUUUUUACAAUUUCGAAGCUAAGCUUCUCAAGAACCUUGAUAAUUUGAGUGAAAGAGAGCUUUCUCAUGUGGCCUAUGCAUAUGGGGUACGCAAUGUUGGCAACCCCGAACUACACAAAGCACUUGAAGCUAGAAUCAAUAAAUCAGUUGAGAAUUUCGACUAUCAAUCACUGUUCAAUGUAAUAUACUACUUGCUCUUCAGAGAAAACGGUAGCAAAGAACUCUGGAAUAAAAUAAUGCAGACUACUUUGAAGAACCCUGACAUCCUUCCACUGAUCUUUUACAGACCAUUUAAGAUUUCCUCAUUAUAUCUAAAGGGAAGGUUCCCAGACAUUGUCAAAGAUGAACUAUUUAUUGACUAUGAGCAUAAAUUUUUCUACCCAGAGCGUUUGUUCACUGCUCUGAGACAAGAGAAAUAUUUCUAGCUUUACAAGGAAAAUUUAAGUUUUAAGGGAUUCCUGAAUGCAAAGUGUUUCCUCUAUCCUAUUCCCUUCGCUACUGAAGCCAGUCUGUUCACUCUUCAUUUUAUGUUUAAGGAGCAAAAAAUUGCUAUCAAUUUUCAUCUCAAAGUAAGAUGCCCAAGAGAAUCUUAAAAGCCAAAUGAAAUGCAAAAAUUAGGUGCUAAAAUGUUAAAGUAUCACGGUUGGGAAAUCUUAGACCUGCCAGAGUCAGAGUUCAAUUCUUGGACAUAUCACGAAAGACUAAAUAAUAUUAACGGAUGGAUCAAGGAAGCUAAAUAAAGGUAGGUUAAGAAGGGAAUAAUGGAUGCAGUGCCAAAGCAAUAUGUUUGA
Molecule: messenger RNA, 2211 nt
Organism: Stylonychia lemnae
Lineage: Eukaryota; Ciliophora; Spirotrichea; Sporadotrichida; Oxytrichidae
Source: the annotation of a GenBank genome assembly